Molecule: messenger RNA, 2332 nt
Organism: Fusarium vanettenii 77-13-4
Lineage: Eukaryota; Fungi; Ascomycota; Sordariomycetes; Hypocreales; Nectriaceae
Exons: 2
Coding region: 1-2217 (738 amino acids)
Biological process (GO): hydrogen peroxide catabolic process; response to oxidative stress
Cellular component (GO): cytosol
Molecular function (GO): catalase activity; heme binding
Source: RefSeq, a predicted model, not a curated record
AUGUCCGAGAAAAUAAUUGGGAGUAUCAAACACGCAGUCAUGGGUUCCAAGAGCGACAAGAUUGAUCAGCUCAAGACCACCACGGUCGAGCCUGACGAAAAUUCGAGAAUUACUUCCGACUUUGGUACCAAACAGAGCAACACGGAUAACUGGCUGCGGGUGAAUAGGGAGGAUCAGACGGGACCUAUGCUCUUGGAGGACACAUUUGGCCGCGAGAAGAUCCACCGCUUUGAUCAUGAACGUAUCCCCGAGCGGGUCGUCCACGCCCGUGGGGCCGGCGCUUUCGGAACCUUUAGACUCCACGAGUCGGCCGAGGACGUAACCCACGCCGGCAUCCUCACCGACACCUCUCGCGAGACGCCCCUCUUUGUCCGCUUCUCCACCGUCCUCGGCAGUCGAGGCUCUGCAGACACAGUCCGCGAUGUCCGUGGCUUUGCGGUCAAGUUCUACACCCCCGAGGGAAACUGGGAUAUCGUGGGUAACAAUAUCCCCGUCUUCUUCAUACAAGAUGCUAUCAAGUUCCCCGACUUGAUCCACGCUGGAAAACCUGAGCCGCAUAAUGAAGUACCCCAAGGACAGUCAGCACACAACAACUUUUGGGACUUUGUAUACAUGCACUCCGAGGCAACACACAUGUACUUCUGGACCAUGUCCGACCGAGCCAUCCCGCGUUCCUUUCGCAUGAUGCAAGGUUUUGGCGUCAAUACCUACACUCUCAUCAACGCAAAGGGAGAGAAGCACUUUGUUAAGUUUCAUUUUACUCCAGAGCUGGGCGUCCACUCUCUCGUCUGGGAUGAGGCCCUGAAGCUCGCUGGCCAAGAUCCUGAUUUCCACCGCAAGGAUCUCUGGGAGGCCAUUGAGAAUGGGGCGUAUCCUAAGUGGAAGUUUGGUAUCCAGACCAUCCCCGAGUCCAAGGAGCACGACUUUGACUUUGAUGUUCUCGAUGCCACUAAAGUCUGGCCCGAGGACCUCAUCCCCGUCCGUUACAUCGGCGAACUGGAGCUCAACCGGAACGUCGACGAGUACUUUACCCAGACUGAGCAGGUCGCCUUUUGCACCAGUCAUGUGGUUCCUGGCAUUGGGUUCUCCGAUGACCCUCUUCUUCAAGGCCGGAACUUUUCCUACUCGGAUACUCAACUCAGCAGACUUGGCAUCAAUUGGCAGGAGUUGCCCAUCAACAGACCAGUAUGCCCUGUCAUGAACUUUAACCGCGACGGUGCUAUGCGACAUACAAUUGCCAAGGGCAAGGUCAAUUAUUGGCCAAACAGAUAUGGUUAUCAGCCAGCGGCAACUAAGGAAGAAGGUGGAUAUAUCGACUAUCCUCAAAAAGUUCAAGGGAUCAAAGAGCGAGCUUUGAGUGCUAAGUUCAAGGACCACACCUCACAAGCCCAGCUGUUUUACAACUCGCUCUCCGAGCCGGAGAGAGCACAUCUUCGAGCAGCUUUUUCGUUCGAGCUGGACCAUUGUGAUGAGGCAAUUGUGUACGAACGACUAACUCAGCGAUUAUCAGAGGUAGAUGGCGUACUUGCAGGGCUUGUCGCAGACAUGGUCGGGGGCGAGAAGCCACAAGGCGGUAAGCAAAACCCCGGAAAGACGGCCAAGAAUCUCAGUCAGAUGGACUUUCUCCCCGGGACUCCUACUAUUGCAACUCGGCGUGUUGGUAUCAUCAUCGCAGACGGUUACGAUCCCAUCGCCUUCAACGCAGUCUACGGAGCCAUCAAGGCUCAAAACGCCAUUCCUCUUGUUCUUGCACCGCGUCGUUCAGCUAUUUUCUCAGCAGAUGAGAACCCAGACACUUCCAAAGGCAUCGUUCCUGACCACCACCUCGAAGGCCAACGGAGCACCAUGUUUGACGCCCUAUUCAUCCCGGGGGGUGAAAGGUCUAUACAGACGCUUGCCAAGAUCGGCCGUGCCCGGCACUACAUUCGCGAAGCCUUUGGCCACCUCAAGGCAAUUGGUGGUACCGGGGAAGGUGUUCAGUUGAUUGAGAAUGCGAUCCAGCUCCCCGAGGUUUCCCUCUCAGAGGCCGAUAACGGUAAUGUGGUGGAGAGCUACGGAGUUGUGACGCUCAGGAACGCGCGGCCCGAGAGUUUGAAGGAGAUUGUUAGUGUUGCAAAGAACGCAAAGGGCUUUUUGGAGCAGUUUGUGUAUGCUAUUAGCCAGCAUCGUUGCUGGCAGCGAGAGUUGGACGGGCUGAAUGCCAUGGUGGCAUAUUAAAGGGACACUGGGAAUGGAUGGCCGACCGCAAUGGGGUAAACCUGAGCCUAUGUAUAUAUCGAAUUAUGCGCAAAAAUAUUGAGUAAAGCUGUCGAGAGAACCUCGUAUAUCUUCA